This is a messenger RNA of Rattus rattus (black rat), 928 nucleotides long. RefSeq names its product UBX domain-containing protein 2A. The record is from RefSeq and is a predicted model, not a curated record. Gene Ontology annotation, cellular component: cytosol; nucleus. NCBI's taxonomy places the organism in Eukaryota, Metazoa, Chordata, Mammalia, Rodentia, Muridae. Gene Ontology annotation, molecular function: ubiquitin binding. The transcript has a single exon. Gene Ontology annotation, biological process: autophagosome assembly; proteasome-mediated ubiquitin-dependent protein catabolic process; membrane fusion. Bases 48 to 824 code for a protein of 258 amino acids.
GACUGAGGACUAGGCCGUGGGGCCGCGCCCUGAGUAGCACAAAGAGAAUGAAAGAAGUAGAUAAUCUUGACAGUAUAAAAGAAGAAUGGGUUUGUGAAACAGGACCUCCUGACAAUCAACCCCUCAAUGAUAAUCCACAAAAGGACUGUGAAUAUUUUGUUGACAGCCUUUUUGAGGAAGCAGAGAAGGCUGGUGCUAAAUGCUUGUCCCCCACUGAACAGAAGAAACAGGUAGAUGUAAAUAUAAAAUUGUGGAAAAAUGGAUUCACUGUCAAUGAUGAUUUUAGAAGUUACUCUGAUGGUGCAAGUCAGCAGUUUCUGAACUCCAUCAAAAAGGGGGAAUUACCUUCAGAAUUACAGGGAGUUUUUGAUAAAGAUGAGGUGGAUGUUAAAGUUGAAGAUAAAAAAAAUGAAGUAUGUAUGUCUACAAAGCCUGUGUUCCAACCCUUCUCAGGACAGGGCCACAGACUAGGAAGUGCUACACCAAGAAUCGUUUCUAAAGCAAAGAGUAUUGAAGUUGACAAUAAAAGCACUUUGUCUGCUGUUUCACUGAACAACUUGGAGCCCAUCACCAGGAUCCAGAUCUGGUUAGCCAACGGGGAAAGGACUGUCCAAAGAUUUAACGUUUCUCAUAGGGUGAGCCACAUCAAAGACUUCAUUGAAAAAUACCAAGGAACUCAGAGAAGCCCUCCCUUUGCCCUGGCAACAGCUCUUCCUUUCCUCAGAUUUCUGGAUGAGACGCUCACAUUGGAAGAAGCAGAUUUGCAGAAUGCUGUAAUCAUUCAGAGACUCCAAAAAACUGCCGAACCUUUUAGAAAACUCUGAUAGUUUUUAUUUUUGAGAGACUGAGAGAAAUGAUGGUUGGAAUCAUACAUGCUGAAGUGAGAGAUAGAAGUCAGUAUGACCAAAGUUGUGGUUUGAGGGCUUCU